AAGUUUCGGUUCAUGCACCCUGCCCACGAUCUCGUCCUACACGUUUCCCCUUUCGCCAGGUCGCCUCGGGCUGGGCUCUGGCUUCCUUCCCUUUUCAACCUCGUGGUCUAGCAACCCGCGCCUUCCCCGUCAUAAUUCUUUCAUACCUACCCCAAGCGGCCGGUUCGCCCUUUCUCCUUGGCCUGCCUUUGGCGACAGGAGCUGUUGUUUCCUUGAGCUGUUGUUGUGCCGCAUCUUUGGUCCUUGCCCGGCGCGAGGACACUGGGCUCUACUCGGCGCAAGGCGGUCGCUUCUCUGGGAGCCCCAACUCCACGCCUGCUUAUUGCAGGUCCUUGGCAUUUCGGCCUACGACGACUAUUACGAGAGCCACCCGAUGGACACUCGGAUGCACAGGACCCCGUCGCCAGGCCACCCGCUGCAGCAUGGGUACCAUCUCGAGGACAACCCUUACGGCCACUCGCAGCUGGAUAUACCAGCCGGCCCUGGUAGAUACAGCCCUGGCGACGCCUUAGACAUCCACACAGCCCAAUCCGUGGACAACCUGGGAAGUUACUCUGUGAAUCCCGAAGCGCAUCACGAUGCAUAUUACAACCAGCCCUAUGAGCCUAAUCCGAUCCACGGCCAGGGGUAUGAUCAUGGCCAGGGAGGUUACUAUGAAGACGACAGGCGGCCAAUGUUGACGCACACCGAUUCGCAAGUGGGAGCAAGCGACCCUUACCACGAUGACCCGCAGCCCCCGACCAACAACGCCCCAAUCAAGAGGUGGAAGACGGUAAAACAGGUGCUAUUAUACCGUGGAAACUUGGUGCUGGACUGCCCUAUCCCGCCCAAACUCCUGAACCAGUUGCCCCACGGCGAACGUGAUGAGUUCACCCACAUGCGCUACACGGCCGCUACAUGCGAUCCUUCUGAAUUCUACGAACAAAACUUCACUCUCCGGCAAAAGCUCUUCAGCAAGCCCCGGCACACCGAGCUCUUCAUCGUGGUGACUAUGUACAACGAAGACGAGAUUCUCUUUGCGCGCACCAUGAUCGGUGUAUUCAAGAACGUGGAGUACAUGUGUAAGCGGGCCGAGAGCAAAACCUGGGGCAAGGAUGCUUGGAAGAAGAUUGUUGUGUGCGUCGUUAGCGACGGUCGUGCCAAGAUCAACCCGCGGACAAGGGCGCUCUUAGCCGGUAUGGGCGUUUACCAAGAGGGCAUCGCCAAGCAGCAAGUCAACGGCAAGGAUGUCACAGCACACAUCUACGAAUAUACAACCCAGGUCGGCAUGGCCAUCAAGAACGAUGUGGUCCAGCUCAUCCCCAAGCAGCAACCUGUCCAGAUGCUAUUCUGCCUAAAGGAGAAGAACCAGAAGAAGAUCAACUCUCACCGCUGGUUCUUCCAGGCCUUUGGCCGGGUCCUGGACCCAAACAUUUGUGUGCUAAUCGAUGCCGGUACCAAGCCCGGCGGCAACUCGAUCUACCACCUGUGGAAGGCCUUUGACUUGGAGCCCAUGUGCGCUGGUGCCUGUGGAGAGAUCAAGGCAAUGCUUGGAACGGGCGGGAAAAACCUCAUCAACCCGCUGGUUGCGACCCAAAACUUCGAAUACAAGAUGAGCAACAUCCUAGACAAGCCGCUGGAGUCGGCCUUUGGCUUCAUUUCAGUGCUGCCCGGCGCCUUCUCCGCCUAUCGGUAUGUUGCGCUCCAGAACGACAAAAACGGCCAGGGUCCGUUGGAAAAGUACUUCGCCGGCGAGAAGCUGCAUGGCGCCGACGCCGGCAUCUUUACGGCCAACAUGUACCUCGCCGAAGAUCGUAUCCUCUGCUUCGAGCUCGUCACCAAGCGCAACUGCCACUGGAUCCUGCAGUACGUCAAGUCAGCGACAGGCGAGACUGACGUGCCGGACACGGCAACCGAGCUCAUUCUGCAGCGUCGCCGCUGGCUGAACGGGUCCUUCUUCGCUGCCAUUUACGCCAUCGUGCACUUCCACCAGUUCUUCCGCUCCGACCACUCCCUUCUCCGCAAAAUGGCCUUCUUCAUCGAGUUCGUCUUCAACACGGUCAACAUGAUCUUUGCGUGGUUUGCCAUUGGCAACUUCUUCCUCGUCUUCAAAAUUUUGACGACAAGCUUGGGUGACGAUAAUUUGCUGGGUGAGCCGGGCAGGAUUAUGGGCGUCGCAUUUACCUGGCUGUACGGUGUCUCGUUGGUGACGUGCUUCGUCCUAUCCAUGGGCAACCGUCCGGCAGGAUCAGGGCCAUAUUACAUGGCCAUGAUUAUAUUCUGGGCGAUUCUCUUUAUUUACCUAAUGUUUGCGGCAAUCUACAUCGCGGUCGUGGCCAUCCAAACCGAUCUGGAAAAAAACGGCUUCUCGAUCGACUCGCUAUUCAAGAACCAGGUCUUUUACACGCUCAUCGUGUCGGUCAUGUCGACGUACGGUAUAUGGCUGGUUGCGUCGCUGCUCAUGUUCGACCCCUGGCACAUGUUCACGUCGCUGGUGCAGUACAUGCUGCUCAGUCCGACAUACACCAACGUGCUCAACGUGUACGCCUUUUGCAACACGCACGAUAUCUCGUGGGGCACCAAGGGCGACGACAAGCCUGACAAGCUGCCGUCGGUCAACACCAAGGACGGGCAGGGCAAGACGGACCUGCCCGACGAGGGCGACCUCAACGCCCAGUACGAGCGCGAGAUGCGCGUCUUUGCGCAAAAGCCCGUCCAGGAGAAGAAGCCGCCCACGCCAGCCCAGAUUGAGGAGAAGCAGAUGGACUACUACAGGGGCGUCCGCACCGUCGUCGUGCUCAUCUGGAUGAUCUCGAACUUUGCCCUCUGCGCCGUCGUCCUUUCCACGGCCGGCCUCGACCGCAUCGUACCCAACAACGGCCAGACCGAGGAGGAGGUCAAGGACGCCCGCGCCGGCAUCUAUCUCAGCGUCGUGCUCUGGUCGGUGGCGGCGCUCUCGGCCUUCAAAUUCCUAGGUGCCAUGUGGUUCUUGGUCGUCAGGAUGUUUAGAGGGGUUUGAGUUUUAACACCUGAUCCUGAUUGUGCGGGGAACGGGGGCGGCUAUUAUUCGUUGCACUGCUCCUCUUAUUGCGUUUUGACUGGUUACCGUCACCUAUCUUGUCCUCCCUUUGCACCUUUGCCUUCUUCAUCCUUGAGCAACUAUUGGCGAGGAUACUUUUACAUGGGGCUUGUACUGUACAUGUUGGUUUGAUGAUGAUUUAUGCCUUUUCUUACACAAAGAGAGAGGGAGGGACGAGAGAGACAGAGAGAGCACAUGUGUGCUUCUUUGUGUGGUUGUAUAUGUGUAGAG
Canariomyces notabilis is the source of this 3289-nucleotide messenger RNA. RefSeq names its product chitin synthase I. Lineage: Eukaryota; Fungi; Ascomycota; Sordariomycetes; Sordariales; Chaetomiaceae. The record is from RefSeq and is a predicted model, not a curated record. The coding region runs from base 374 to 2998 and encodes 874 amino acids. Gene Ontology annotation, cellular component: cell septum; cell periphery. Gene Ontology annotation, molecular function: chitin synthase activity. The transcript is spliced from 5 exons.